UCGAGCAGUGCAGCAGUGUCAAACGGAUUACCAGAUACUCACCCUCAAGUAAUCAACGAUCAUCGAAUCAAGUCGAAAUGGCCGCCAACCAGAAGAUUGUGUUUGCCCUCGUUUGCCUGUUUUUGGCCUGUGAUUUGGUGCUUGGUCAGCAGCAGGCGGCCAACAGCUCGGAUGCGGAUUCGGAUGUGGCGGAAAGCCGUACUUUUGGCCACCAUUUCCUGCGGCGCAUCAGCUUCGCCCUGGUGCCCGGCGCCUUCGUCGUGGGCGUGAUCACCACCCUGCUGGCGGCCUUGACCGUGGUCUCCAUCAAGGGACUGGGCGUGGGAGUCAUCCUGCUGGUGCUGGCCAUCGGCCAGAUGCUGUCCCGAGCCCUUCCCGUCCAGGCAGCCGCCGCCUAUGCCGCCGCUCCCCUUCCCGUCCAGGCACCCGUGCCCGUGGUCUACUCCCACUCGCACACCCAGCAGCCCGUCUGGUUGGAGAAGGAGUGGUAGAUCGAAUAGUUCACCUUUGACCUGGAUUUGAUGCAAGAUGAGGGAAAACGGCGAGCGGGUAGCGGGCCAGGAUUCAAACUUACCUCAGCCUCAGCGAGCAUGCAACCAAAUAAUAAUUUAAGUCUAGUUUAAA
Messenger RNA from Drosophila subpulchrella, 624 nucleotides. RefSeq names its product protein apnoia (gene apn). NCBI's taxonomy places the organism in Eukaryota, Metazoa, Arthropoda, Insecta, Diptera, Drosophilidae. The transcript has 2 exons. The record is from RefSeq and is a predicted model, not a curated record. The coding region runs from base 78 to 491 and encodes 137 amino acids.